Molecule: messenger RNA, 7278 nt
Organism: Lytechinus pictus (painted urchin)
Lineage: Eukaryota; Metazoa; Echinodermata; Echinoidea; Temnopleuroida; Toxopneustidae
Exons: 2
Coding region: 440-5638 (1732 amino acids)
Biological process (GO): DNA integration; proteolysis
Molecular function (GO): nucleic acid binding; aspartic-type endopeptidase activity
Source: RefSeq, a predicted model, not a curated record
CUGAACAAACCUUAAAAUUAUGAAUUUGUCUUUUUCUUUCACAUUUUUAUUAUAUGUAUUUUCAAGGUUUAAUUUGUCACUUUGGUGCUACCCUGAAGCUUUCGUAAGUAAUGUAAUUCUGCUCAUGAAUAUGCAUUUCGCAGAUGCCACGUUGUUAGUUUGCAGAGAACAGGGAGAAGGGACGCUUGAAAAUGAAAUUAUCUUAUUUUACUUGAUGUUGACUGGGAAAUGCCGCCCAAGAAAUUGAAUAAUACACGGUAGUGAGCCUGCCUAACUAUCCAAUUUAAAGCGGCUUUCCUAGCCUCUGUUAUUUCGUAGUCUUCGACGAUCCAUCAAUUCAAUUUCUUUCAUCCGGGAAGAGGUCUGAUGGUCACCACAAGUAGUCUGCUGUCUGGAUCUGACGACUCUUUACAUCAGGGAUCAGAAGUCUUUAAGAAAUAUGUCAGCCGAGAAGGUUAAGAAUCUGCGCCUGCAGCGGAGAGGGGCAAAAGCCAAGUUGUCCAGGUUUGGAAAGGCCCUUCAGAGCUUGAUCGAUGGAGAGCGACCUGUUCCAGAAGUUCAGGAAUCGUUUGCACAGUAUGCUGGUGCUUUUGAGGAUUUACAAAAUAAGCAUGACAGUUAUUCGGAAGUGCUAGAGGAUGACGAGGAAUUUGAAAGAGAAGAGUUGUGGAUGGAAGAGUGCCACAAUUCAUUUUUGAAGCUGCAGAUCCUUGAAAGAGACUAUUGCAAAGAUAAUGAGAGCCGCAGAGAAGCACAGCAGCUCCAAGAGCAUCAUCUUAGAGCAUCGACAAGCCAUCAGAGUAUGGAAACAACUUUAUCAGCAGAUGAACAGCAAGAUCAGUCACCAAGACAGACAAAUCAGCCUCCUGAAGCAGGAAGGAGAAUGUCAGGAUCUGUUUACAGGAUGGAAAGGCCUAAACUUCCCACCUUUGAUGGCAACAUCCGUGAUUACUGCAUUUUCAAGGCAGAUUUUUUACAUGCUGUUGGCAGACAGUAUGAGGAUAGAGAUGCCCUAAUGAUUCUGAGGUCAUGUUUACAGAGCAAACCCUUGCAGUUGAUUAAAGGAAUUGGGCAUAACUACCAAGCAGCAUGGGAACAGUUGGACAUGAUAUAUGGAGAUGAGCGCUUUGUUGCCGACGCUAUAAUCAAUGACAUCUCAAAAGUCAAACCACUCAAAAGCGGAGAAGAUGAAAGAUUUUGUGAGUUUGUGCAUCUCGUUCGGAGGAGUUACAAUACCCUCAUGGAAAUCAACCAGCCAGGAAAUUUGAACAAUAGCCAUAUGCUUGCCAUAAUGGAAAAGAAGCUAAGCCCGGAAGACCGACUGGUGUGGUUUAGGCAUCAAGAGGCAAGUGGCAAGGCGAGCUUUGAAAUGUUUCUGACAUGGCUUACAGUUGAACUGAAGUCAAGGAUGAGAGCUUCGGCCCCAGUCCGAAGUGAUUCGAAGUCAAGUGGUGUACAUCUAGUCGGGAAGACAGUAGCCAGCCAGGAAAACAAAGUCCAGAGGUUAUUUCACAAAUGCUGGCUCUGUGAAACAUCAUCACAUUGGCUUGAUCAGUGUCGUAAGUUUUUAGCCAUGUCACAAUCCGAGAGACUGAAGCUACUCAAGGAUCAUCAUGCCUGUUUUAGCUGUCUAAAGAAGGCUGGUAAGGAUCACAGAAUGUCAAACUGUAAACGGAAACGUCGAUGUAGUGAAACUACUGCCGGAGAACCAUGCAAGUACUUCCACCACCCCCUCCUUCAUGCUUCAACAGAGGUCCGAGGUGGAAAUGUAGAUGUCGCCUUUGCGGGCAACUCUGAGGCACUGUUACCCGUAGUUACAGCGGAGAUCCUGGGGCAACAAGGAGCAGUCUGUAAGGGAAAUGUGCUCUUAGACUCUGGAGCUCAAGUAAGCCUCAUCAAGAUGUCUGUUGCUAAGGAGAUGAAUCUGAAGGGAAGCAACAUAAAUAUCACAAUCACUAAGGUUGGUGGAGAGCAAGAGCAGAUGGAAACCAAACAGUAUCAGCUAAAAGUGAGGUCCCUCUCUACCAAUGCCAUUCAUUCUUUAGCAGCAGUGGCAUUACCCUGUAUCAGUGAAAAUAUUGCACAAGUGAAGAUGAAUGAAGUUUCCAAGCAGUUUAAUCUGAAGUCUGAGGAUCUACGCAGAGGAAGUGGGUCAAUUCAUCUUCUCAUAGGUAUUGACUACCCAAAGAUGCAUCUUGGUGAAACGAGAGAGAAGGGACAGUUAGUAGCCCGAAAAUCCCCACUGGGCUGGGUCAUAUUUGGUGCUCCCAAAAGAAGGAAUGAUAGGAUGAAUGUGCUGCAUGUGAAGUUGACAUCCCCAAUUGACUUGACCGAUUUUUGGAGCUCAGAAUCUAUGGGGGUGCAGUCUAGUUCCUGCCAUUGUGAGCCAAGCCCUUUGAGCAAGCAGGAGAAGGUUGAGGAGCAGAUUAUCAGAGAGUCUAGUAGAAAGGUUGGAAACAAGUGGGAGAUUGCUUAUCCAUGGAGAAAAGAUCCCAACCUACUUCCUAACAAUCGAGCACAAGCAGAGAAGGUACUGUGUUCGACUGAGAAAAGACUAGCUCGAAACCCAGACCAUGCAGAUGCAUAUAGAAAACAAAUGAGGGAACUGAUAGAGAAUGGAUUUGCACGAAAGUUAACAGAGAAUGAAGUAGCUCAGUACGAGGGUCCUGUUCACUACAUUUCCCACCACGCUGUUCUCCGGCCUGAGAAGAGAAGUACCCCUGUACGCAUCGUCUUCAAUUCGUCUUCAUCAUAUCAGGGUCAUUGCUUAAAUGACUAUUGGCUAAAGGGUCCAGAUCUUCUCAAUGAUCUGCUUGGAGUGUUGCUGAGAUUCCGGAUGAAUGAAGUAGGAUUUUGUGGUGACAUUUCUAAGAUGUAUCACAGGGUCUCAAUUCCUGAGAGAGAUAUGAAUGUACAUCGGUACCUGUGGCGAGAUAUGGAGACUGAUAAAAAGCCAGAUGUUUACAUUAUGAAAGUUGUUACAUUUGGCGACAAGCCAGCACCAGCUAUGGCCCAGUUGGCACUCAGGAUGACAGCAGAAGCAGCAGAGGCUAGAUAUCCGAAAGCAGCACAGGUACUGAAGGAGAGUGUCUACAUGGACGACAUAUGUGACUCGGUGAGAGAUGUAGGCGAAGCAGAGCAGCUGACAAGUGAAAUUGAUCAAGUACUUUUGGAAGGUGGCUUUAAAGUUAAAGGCUGGACCAGCAACGAAGCUUUGAGAGGAGAAAGUAAGAAGGAAGGUAAAACAAAAAUCCUCGAAGCCGCCUUAGAAGACAAAGUGCUGGGAAUAGCAUGGGACAACCAGCAAGAUAUGUUCUUCUACAAACUGAAGGACACAGUCAGCAGUUUUCCUAAUGAUGGAAAAGAAGAAUCGAGUGUACUUACCAAAAGGAAGAUUCUGAGUAGAAUUGCACGAAUAUUUGAUCCGAUAGGAUUUGCUGCCCCCUUUCUAGUUCGUGCAAAGAUUGGAAUGCAGCAGUUGUGGCAAAGAGGAUAUGAUUGGGAUGAACUUCUGCCUCCCGAUCUACAGGAGUGGUGGGUGACAUUCAUGAAAGAGAUGCAGGACUUGAAUGAUAUCAAAUAUGAGAGAUGCCUGACUCCACCAAUGGCUGUUGGUCACCCUUCACUGUGCAUAUUUGCUGAUGCAUCUGAGGUAGCAUUUGGAGUCUGUGUGUAUUUGCAGUGGAAGCUGGAAAAUGGUAAAUAUGCUGUUAGAUUUGUAGUUGCCAAAUCUCGAGUUGCUCCCCUGAAAAAGAUGACUGUGCCUAGACUUGAACUUCAGGCGGCAGUAAUGGCUUCAAGAGUCUACACAACAGUGAUGAAAGAACUGAGUCUGAAGCCUGAAAAGAUCAUCUUCAUGACUGAUAGCAUGAUUGCCCUCUCCUGGAUUCGAAGUGAGGGUAGGAGAUUUAAGCCAUUCGUCGCAGCAAGGAUUGGAGAAAUCCAAAGUUAUACCAACCCUGCACAAUGGAAGUAUGUUCCCGGAGAGCUGAACCCAGCAGAUGACGUCUCCAGGGGCCUGCCAGUAAGGAAGCUCUCAGAAAGAUGGAAACAAGGACCUGCGUUCUUGUACAGAUCUUACGAGGAAUGGCCGUCAGAAAAGGCUAUUCCAGAAGCAGAGACUGAGAUUGAAGCAGAACGACGAAGGGUUAAUCAUAUCUCAGUCAAGAACAAUGAUGUGAUCGAUGUCAAGAGAUUCUCCAGCUGGAAAAAACUGAUCCGAGUAACGGCUUAUGUUUUAAAGUUCAUCGACAAGCUCAAAGCUGUACUUCGGGCAAAGUCUAAUGUCAAUCUUGGAGAUGGAAACUUAUCGACAACUCAGUUGCAGAAAGCUGAACGCUUUCUAAUUAAGGAAGCCCAGAGUUCCUUGUAUCAACGUGUACAGAAUGGAGAAUUCAAGACUCUCAGCCCUUUUAUAGACAACGAGGGAAUUAUCAGAGUUGGAGGGCGACUAGACAAGGCUCUGAUUUCUUAUGAGCACAAACACCCUGCUCUGCUGCCACAUGGAGCUUGGGUAUCAGUGCUGAUAACGAGACAUAUGCAUCAGCUAGGACACGGAGGCGUGGCAGCUACUGCAGCGAAGGUUCGACGUCAAUACUGGAUCCUGAAAAUUCAUAAACUGGCUAAGACUGUAAAGUAUAGGUGUGUGAUUUGCCGACGCAUGGAGCAUCAGGUUGAGUCACAAGUCAUGUCUGAUCUACCAGAUGAGAGAGUUGCCCCAUAUACACCACCGUUUCACUUCUCAUCUGUCGACUAUUUUGGACCGAUAUCAGUCAAAGUUGGAAGGAACAAGACCGCCAAGCACUAUGGGGUCCUCUUCACCUGCCUGAAUACAAGAGCGGUACAUCUUGAAGUGGCCGUUGAUUGCUCAUCCAUGGAGUUCAUGCAGGUACUACGAAGAUUCUUUGCUGUGCGGGGUCAGCCUGCAUUACUGCUAAGUGACAACGGUACACAAUUCGUAGGGGCAGAAAGACAGUUACGGGAGAUGGUGAGAGGUUGGAGCUAUGAGGAGUUAAAGGACUUCUGCGCCGAGAGAGGAACGACAUGGAAGUUCACCACUCCAUCUGCACCGCAUCACAAUGGAUGUGCUGAAGCGUUAGUUAAAAGUUGCAAGAUCGCCUUGAAGAAAGCAGUCGGGGAUCAACUGGUCACACCCUUUGAGUUGCAUACAUGUCUCCAAGAGGUCGCAAAUCUCGUCAACCAGCGCCCUAUCGGAAGAACUCCGAAUGAUCCCGAUGAUGGAGCAUAUCUGUGUCCAAACGAUCUUUUGCUUGGAAGAUCUUCGAGCGCAGUCCCUCAAGGACCCUUCAGAGAGACGAAGAACCCGAGACAUCGCUUUGAGUUUGUCCAGCGAAUCGUCGACGCGUACUGGAAGAGUUGGAUGCGUGACGUCUUUCCACUACUGGUGCCACGACGAAAAUGGAACAGUGACAGAAGGAACGUCCGAAUCGAUGACGUGGUUAUACUCUCUGACCCUAAUGCAGUUCGAGGAAAGUGGACAUUGGGUAAAGUUAUCCAAGUGUAUCCUGGGACUGAUGGGAAAGUUCGAACAGUUAAAGUACAAUCUAAAGGUACUGAUUAUAAGCGGCCGAUUUCGAAGAUUGUUGUAAUAUAUCCGGCAGAAGGGUAUGAGGAGUAGACAAUAUGGAGUUCAUAAAUUGUGUUUUGGUUUUUCAAUGCCAUUGAGGAAAGAAAGUUGCUUUUGAUACUCCUGAAUUUUAUGUCGGUGCAAAACUUGAAUAUUUUUCAUCUGGUCUGUAAACAAAAAUAAAAUAAAAUAAUAAUUACAGAAUUCAUUCAGUCAGGAGAAUUUUAGCUCUUUUCCGCUACUGUUGGCGGGGGGAGGAUGGUUUGCUGAACAAACCUUAAAAUUAUGAAUUUGUCUUUUUCUUUCACAUUUUUAUUAUAUGUAUUUUCAAGGUUUAAUUUGUCACUUUGGUGCUACCCUGAAGCUUUCGUAAGUAAUGUAAUUCUGCUCAUGAAUAUGCAUUUCGCAGAUGCCACGUUGUUAGUUUGCAGAGAACAGGGAGAAGGGACGCUUGAAAAUGAAAUUAUCUUAUUUUACUUGAUGUUGACUGGGAAAUGCCGCCCAAGAAGUAAGUUUGAUGACAGAAAUGUUAUAUUUUUUGGAGGUGCUAAAAGCUAGAGAUAUUUUUCAGUGAAUGAGCAGAAAAAGUGCAUUAAAAAUCGUAUGCAGAUACUUGAACUGUAAUGAACACGCAGUAUGUGUAAUGAACGCCAUAGAUAUGUGUAAUGUACAAUCAGUGGAUGUGAAAUGAACGCGAUUAGCUAUGCACACUUAAUUAGGAGGUUAGUUGUACUUUAUGAGAAGAGUGAAGUUGUGAAACUAAAUAAAAGCUUUUAAUGGAUUUGUUAGAUUAUUUCAAGAAAAGUAAAGUAGUAUGAGUUAAAGGAAAAUUAAGCUUAUGAAAUGAACAAAGGUGAAUUUUAGGAGUUUGAUGGGCACGAAUCGUGCGUGUAUGGGCGUGGUCUUUAAAUUGCGUGAUUUGUUUACAUUUAAUUAUAUUCAGUCAGAUAUAUUUGAGUAAACAUUUAUAAAGCACUUUAAGAAUUUGUGCGUUUGUAACCAAAAUAAUUUUGACUUGUUAAGACAAUUUUUGGUCAGAAGUUUUUCAUACGAACGAGGCUUAAUUAUGUGCAAGGUCAUGUCAGGGUCACUCGUUCCGUUUUUCGCACAUUCAAUUUUAGUGUGCAACCGCUAGCUAAAGAAAGCUUUCGGUCUAUAUUUUAGAUUUUUCUGAUAAUGUCAAAAUUGGGAUAAAUAAUAAUGAAGCACCUUGGUAAUUUAUUUCUUACCGGACUUAUUUGGAUAUAAGCUGAAGUUAGCAGACAAGUUUGCUGUCUGUUUACCUUUUAAGGUAAUUUUGUUCAGAAUAUAGAAAUUACUAAGUGGGAACGCAAAGUUGAUUUAAAGGUAUAUAUUUAAGCAGUUCACUUUGAUUUAUUGCAAAUAUGUAUGCAUGUAUUUAAGUUAGUCUUUUUCAAGACGUUAAAGAAAAUGGACAAAUUUUAAACUGGUUUUUCUAUCGAGGAAAACUCGGAUAUUUGUUUAUAUAUAUUCGUUCUAUACACCUGAUAUGAAUGAUAAUUAGAUUUAUAUUCCUUAUUGUUUAAAAGAGAUGACAAUUUUGGGAAUAUUAUGAAAACAUUUAUUUUUGUCAAAGCAUUGGACAUAUAUUUAUGAUCCACUUCGUUUUCUUAUGUUUAUACAGAUUGAAUAAUACACGGUAGUGAGCCUGCCUAACUAUCCAAUUUAAA